Ananas comosus (pineapple) is the source of this 1958-nucleotide messenger RNA. RefSeq lists its product as uncharacterized. NCBI's taxonomy places the organism in Eukaryota, Viridiplantae, Streptophyta, Magnoliopsida, Poales, Bromeliaceae. The record is from RefSeq and is a predicted model, not a curated record. The transcript has a single exon. The coding region runs from base 1 to 1887 and encodes 628 amino acids.
AUGUCUCAACCUGAUCCAGUAAAGAAAGGGGCCAAUGGCGGUGAUUUAGAACCCCACUGCAGGACCAACGGCGUCGCCUCCGCCACCGCCACCGCCACCGCUACCCGUCGGUGGGUGCUUGGGAAGCUCCUCUUUGUAGCCUUUUUCGCCGCCCUAGUACUCCUGUGGGCCGAAGACACCUCUGUCCUCUGCGGCGGCCCCCCUCGGCCUCUCCAGAUCGGCUAUCACCUCGGCUCCUACUCUGUCGACUCGUCGACCCCCACCGCCCCUUCUUCUAUGCCCAAGAACAACGCCACUCGCAGUAGCAGCAGCCGUAGUAGCAAUAGCAGCAGCAGCAGUAGCAGCAGCAGCAGCGGCAGCAGUGCUACUCUUCGGACGAAAUUUUCACCGCCCAUCUGGAUCUCCGUACCCGUCGUCCCCAACUUCACCACCACAAUCAUCUCCAGCUGGAAGGCCCUGCCUGUCGGGGAAGCGUGCCGCGACUCCCCCACCACCGACAUCUCCAUCCCCGCCCUCGACAGGCGAGUCUCACCCCUCGAGCUCUCCGCCGCCGAGAUCCACGAGUUCUCCUUCACGGCAUUGGACGACGCCGGCCGGCCCCGCGGCCUCGGCGGGGACUACUUCGAGGUCGACCUCUCCGGCGCUUCCUGGAAGUCACGGCCCCCGCUCCUCGACCGCGGCGACGGCUCCUACUCUUUGCGACUCCAAGUCGCCCCCGAUUUCGCCGGCGCCUUCAACCUCACCAUCACCCUCCUCUUCAGAAGCUUCGAAGGGCUGAAAAUGUGGCCGGUGCGUUUCAAGUACGGCAGGCAGCUGCGGAAAAUACCCAUCAUUAUAUCCCGUCCGAACCUUAUUACCGGUGAUGGCGACGGCGGCGCCUCCUCGCUGCUGGAACUGCGGACGUGCCGCAGCUCCGACUUUGGUCAGGAUUUCUGGUGGUCCGGGCGGUGGACGCGGCACGGUGGGAAGGAGAGGGAGUCUGAGUGUGCCGUGGAUGACGAGGGGCGCUACCGGUGCCUCGCUCCCGACCACCCGUGUCAGCGGCCGUGGUGCACUGGCCCGCUGGGGGCGCUGGAGAGCGACGGCUGGGUCUACUCGGCCCACUGCUCCUUCAAGAUCUUUGCCGGGGAACAGGCGUGGGACUGCCUCGGGAACAAGUGGAUCUUCUUCUGGGGCGACUCCAACCACGUCGACACCAUCCGGAACCUGCUGCACUUCGUGCUCGGCCGCGCCGACGUCCAGCAGGUCCCCCGGCGGUUCGACUACAACUUCACGAGCCCGAGCAACGCCUCCCAGUCCGUCCGGAUCACCAGCAUAUUCAACGGCCACUGGAACGAGUCCAUGAACUACCUCGGAUUACAAUCUCUCGAGAACGAGGACUUCCGGCGGCUGCUGUGGAAAUUCUUCUCGACGGAGGAUCGGGUCCCGGACGUGAUGAUCCUCAACUCCGGCUUGCACGACGGCUUCUACUGGCGGAGCGUCCGGGCGUUCGCCCAGGGAGCCGACCGCGCAGCAGAGUUCUGGGCGGAGGUCAUGAGGCAUGUGAGGCAGCGCGGGAAGGCGGUGCCGAGGAUAUUCUACCGGACGACGAUUGCGGCGGGAGGGUACGGGAGGUUGCUGGUGUAUAACCCGAGCAAGAUGGAAGCGUUCAACGGCGUGCUGCUCGAGAAGCUGAAGGAGAAGGGGCUGCUGUCGGCCGGCGGCGGCGGCGUCAUCGACGACUUCGACAUGACGUUCCCCUGGCACUACGACCACCGCUGCAGCGACGGAAUGCAUUACGGCCGGGCGCCGGCCAAGGCGGUGUGGAUGGAUAGGCAGAUUGGGCACCACUAUUUUGUGGAUUUGAUGCUAGCCCAUGUACUCCUCAACGCCAUAUGCAGCGACUGAGUGCGACGUCGCACGAUUCCUCCGCUCAACUCCGCGUCUACUGAUCGAAAAUGGGCAGAUGAUGCGUGCCU